AUGUCACAAAAUUUACGUAAAGAAGCAGCUACUCGGGCAUCUCGACGUGCGAGUAGUAAUGCUGGACCACCACUAGCUUUUAAUUUUACUGGCGGUACGCCCCUGAGUAGUCGUCACAAUACUGACGAAGAAGACAUGUGGAGUGAAACUUCAGCAGACACCGUCGAUUCAUGGACUUCUACUGGCAGUAAGAAUGCUGAAGAUGGAAUUUUGGAAGAAGUAAAUUGGGAAGACGAAGUUUUACAGACUAUUGAGGAUUUAGGAGAAAAAAGAACAAGUACUAGGCGGGAUACUUUACUUGAUCUUUUGUGCCGCUCUAUUAGGAAGGAUAAAAGUUACAAAGAAAGUCGAUUAGCUGCUAAAGAGCUUCUCGACUUUUUUAACGAAAUUAUAUUGACUAAUGGUAAAAGCGUUAAUGCGAAUAAUGAAGGAGGUGUCAUAGAAAGCGCUUUAAAUGCCUACGGCCUACUGUUUUCUGGGCUAUGGGGUGAUAGCAAAAGAGGAUCAGAUAAAGCCAGAGAAGAAUUUGAACGUAUUAUGCCAAGUCUUAUUAAACAGCUUGAAUCCAGUACUAUGGAGGUUCGCGUUGCUAGUGGUGAAAUUAUUGCGCUGAUGUUUGAAUCUUUAGGAAUUGGAAAAGAAAGUGGCACAGUGGAGAAUUGGGGUCAAUCACAAGAUGAUUAUGAUGAAGAUGAAGUUGAUUACGAUGAUAUGGAACAUUUAACUCAACUCUUGAACGCGUUAGCCACAGAUAGUAAUCGCCAUCGUGCGAAAGCUGAACAUCGCGUCCAAGAGCGGCUCAAGAUUAAGAAACAAACAAUAUACUUUUCUAGUUGGGCAAAGAUUCUUCAAUUAAAUGCUUUUCGGGAAAUAUUAUCUGAAGGAUUGCACGUACAUUUUCAGGAAAAUGAAUUGCUCCAAGCAAUCUUUGAAUUCGUGCCACCUCCUACCUUGGUUUCCAAUCGACUCAGACCUGACUCAGCGUUAAGCUUUCAUACUACAGGAUCCGAUACAGACA
Messenger RNA from Racocetra fulgida, 1018 nucleotides. NCBI's taxonomy places the organism in Eukaryota, Fungi, Glomeromycota, Glomeromycetes, Diversisporales, Gigasporaceae. The record is from the annotation of a GenBank genome assembly.